Stegodyphus dumicola is the source of this 1596-nucleotide messenger RNA. RefSeq names its product pantothenate kinase 3-like. Gene Ontology annotation, biological process: coenzyme A biosynthetic process. The record is from RefSeq and is a predicted model, not a curated record. Gene Ontology annotation, molecular function: pantothenate kinase activity; ATP binding. NCBI's taxonomy places the organism in Eukaryota, Metazoa, Arthropoda, Arachnida, Araneae, Eresidae. Gene Ontology annotation, cellular component: nucleus; cytosol.
GGCUGGAAUUUUCUUCAUCGAAACACAUCUUUUUCUUUCGAUUUGAUGAUUUAAAAAAGAACGCCGAUGAUUGGAAGAGUGUGUCCCAAGGUCAUCAGCUGAUACUCUUCGUGUAAAAGUUUUUCUUUUUUGACUCGGAAAGUGUUUUAAAAAUCACGAAACAAGUGGUUUUUCUCAGUGUUUAUGCAGUGGUUACUUUUGUCGUCUGUUCCGUUUUCAUUUGACAUCCAAUGGAUUCAUGUCUUCUCCAUGCCGAUUCGCCUGUAGUGGUCGUCGAUCGAAGACGAGCUAGCUGGGCUGCAUCGACUACAACAGAUGCAAAAACACCAUUUUUAUGUCUUGGAAGUAGAGGAGUCUACAUGAGUCCUGUACCAGAAGUAUCCUCGCCUGCCAGAGAUUCACCUCCUAUGCCUUGGUUUGGAAUCGACAUAGGCGGAUCUCUGGUCAAAGUUGUGUAUUUUGAACCAACGGAUGGCUCGGAGGAAGUAUCCGAUGCCCACCAGAACUUGAAGGAGUUCGUCAAAGGUAGAUCUGCUUACUGCAAUAUUGGCACCAGAGAUGUCCAUUUACAGAUGGAUGAUGUGGUGGUGAAUCAUCGGCGAGGAUCUCUGCAUUUCAUUCGCUUCCCCACUAGCGAGAUGAAGAUGUUACUUCGUCUAGUGAAGACCAAGAGGAUUGCCUCUGUCUCUAGUACAGUCUGCGCCACAGGUGGAGGUGCCUACAAGUUUGAAGAGGAUUUCCAGAAGGAAGUAUUUUUAACGAUCCACAAAUUUGACGAGAUGGAUUCCCUCAUACGGGGCAUUCAGUUUGUAGAACAAUACAACCGAAGAGAAUGCUACUAUUGGAGUGAACCCGUUGAUGAUGAGAAAUGCAAAAAGGUGCCUUUUGACUUCAGUAAUCCCUACCCUUUCCUAGUAGUCAAUAUUGGUUCAGGAGUCAGCAUUCUAGCCGUGUAUUCAGAAAACGAGUACAAACGUGUCACGGGUACCAGUUUGGGUGGAGGCACAUUUCUUGGUCUGUGCAGCUUACUGACGGGCUGCGACACUUUUGAAGAAGCCAUAGGAUUGGCAGAGAAAGGUGAUAGCACAAAAGUCGACAAAUUAGUAAAGGACAUUUACGGAGGUGAUUAUCUGAAGUUCAAUCUCAGCGGAAAUACGGUUGCGAGCAGCUUCGGGAACAUGAACAGCAAAGAACGGCGAGCCUUAGCAUCUAGGGAAGACUUAGCCAGAGCCACUCUCGUUACCAUCACCAAUAAUAUUAGCUCCAUCGCAAGAAUGGCAGCAUUAAAUGAGGGUAUUCAAAGGGUCGUAUUUGUUGGCAACUUUCUCCGGGUGAAUACUAUUUCAAUGAAACUUCUAGCUUACGCUAUGGAGUUUUGGUCCACAGGAGCUUUGAAAGCGUUGUUCCUUGAACAUGAGGGUUAUUUCGGAGCUGUAGGAUGCCUACAAGAACUGAUGAGGAAUCCAGGAGCAACUUAAUUUUCACCAAUUAAUGCUUAUAUUUUUAAUUUUUGUAAUAAGAAUUUAUGUGUAUAAUGUACCUCAUUUAUGCUGAUGUUUUACUAAUAAAUGUUAUAUUGUUGUCAAUAUAAAUAAA